GUUGUCAUAAGUUAACAAUCGUUCAUCCUAUUCCCACAUAUUAAGAAUUGAUUGUUAAUUUGAGAAAAUACUAAGGUUUGUGAUCAUGGCAACUAGAUACUUAGGCUUUGCAACAGUUGUGCUUACUGCAAGCAUUUUAGUGAUAGGAAUUUAUGCUCAAGUUGAAUGUGGUGGUAAUAUUCCUAGCAUUAUAUCUCAAUGUAAACGUUUCGUCGAAAAGGAUGGGCCAAAGAUUCCACCAUCGAAACCUUGUUGUGCAGCAUUGAAAGGUGCUAAUGUUCCAUGUUACUGCAAAUAUGUGACUCCUAGUAUUGAGAGUAUAAUCAGCAUAGACAAAGCUUUGUACGUAGCCAAAACUUGCCAAUUGCAAAAUAUUCCUACAGACAAGUGUGGAAGUUAUGUUAUUCAUCAUCCUGCACCUUCAAUGGCGUGAUGACAACAUUGAGCGCAUGCAAAUUAUUGACAUCCAUUUAUGUAUAUGGAUAAAAUAAAAUAAACCCAACAUGCGCCUUUUUAAUUAUAUUUUUUAUGUCUUCCCUUCCUUGUAUUUGUAUUAGCAUGAGUUUAAUGACAUGAUCAUACUGUUAUUAAUUUAAAAAAGUUACAAGGUUAUAUUUAGUAAUCACA
Medicago truncatula (barrel medic) is the source of this 627-nucleotide messenger RNA. RefSeq names its product putative lipid-transfer protein DIR1. Bases 86 to 433 code for a protein of 115 amino acids. The transcript has 2 exons. The record is from RefSeq and is a predicted model, not a curated record. NCBI's taxonomy places the organism in Eukaryota, Viridiplantae, Streptophyta, Magnoliopsida, Fabales, Fabaceae.